Molecule: messenger RNA, 5516 nt
Organism: Cyprinus carpio (common carp)
Lineage: Eukaryota; Metazoa; Chordata; Actinopteri; Cypriniformes; Cyprinidae
Product: somatostatin receptor type 5-like
Biological process (GO): regulation of insulin secretion; neuropeptide signaling pathway; cellular response to glucocorticoid stimulus
Cellular component (GO): neuron projection; membrane
Molecular function (GO): somatostatin receptor activity; neuropeptide binding
Source: RefSeq, a predicted model, not a curated record
UCUCUCUCUCUCUCUCUCCAGGUUUAACGGGGAGGUUUAGCUCGAUCUCGGAGUGAAUCGGGCAGCAGAUGCCAUCACCUGUCGCGGGGCUGCACACUGGUGCGAGAGCGCGCACGCGAAAGGCUGUCCUCAAGCUAUAAUUCAGAUACCGCCGCUGACAGAUUUAACCUGCACUAUGUUUUCCGGUGUUUUUUACAUUUAUCUGCUCUUCUCAUCUCCUUCGAGGGGUGUUUCACACCUUCCUGCGUCUCACUGAAACAUACUCUGAUCCAGAAUGGAGACAUUAAACCAAUCCAGCAUGGUGGGGACAAUCCCAGGGGAUUAUAACUCCUCCUCCUCCUUUGGACUGGGGUUUUCAGGAAGUCCAGUUGGGAAUUACACUGGCAAUGUGUCCGAUCAGAGCAUGCCUUUUCAAGGGAGCAGCACGAUGGUUACUGCGGUCAUAUCAUUCACCGUGUUCAUCGUUGGACUUACUGGCAACACUCUGGCUAUCUACGUAGUUUUGCGCUAUGCUAAAAUGAAAACAGUUACAAACAUAUACAUUUUAAACUUGGCCGUGGCCGAUGAGCUGUAUAUUUUGGGCCUUCCGUUCCUUACGACGCAAAACGUACUAUCCUACUGGCCAUUUGGCUCAUUCCUGUGUCGCGUCGUCAUGACGGCAGACUCGUUAAAUCAAUUCACAAGCAUCUUCUGUUUGACAGUGAUGAGUAUUGAUCGCUAUUUAGCAGUAGUGCAUCCUAUCCGGUCCACUAGGUGGCGCCGACCACGAGUAGCUAAAGCUGUUAGCGCAGCGGUGUGGGCGUUUUCCUUCAUCGUCGUUCUCCCCGUGGUGAUAUUCUCUGACGUUCAGGACAUGUUUAACUCAUGCAACAUGAGUUGGCCGGAACCACGAGACAUUUGGUCGACGGCAUUCAUACUUUACACCGCCACGCUCGGAUUCUUCGGCCCCCUGCUGGUCAUCUGCAUGUGUUACCUGCUCAUUGUAGUCAAGGUGAAGUCGUCCGGUGCACGGGCUGGAUUUACGAAGCGUAGACGCUCUGAGCGGAAGGUGACCCGCAUGGUGGUGGUGAUCGUGGUGGUGUUUGUCCUCUGCUGGCUGCCGUUCUACAUCAUCAACAUCGUAAACCUGGUGUUCAUACUCCCGGAGAACAGCGUGAUGGCAGGGGUGUAUUUUUUUGCCGUUAUCCUGUCGUAUGCAAACAGCUGCGCCAAUCCGCUGCUCUAUGGGUUCUUGUCCGACAACUUCAAGCAGAGCUUCCGGAAGGUGCUGUGUGUGCGCAAGGCAAACGGCGUGGAGGAUGGCGAUCCCAGUGUCCCACGGACGGAGAAAACGACGACCCACGAUACCUUCCUGACACCUCGGAACAAUGACUUUAAUGGACACGUACAGGGCAGCCAGGAUCUGCAGUUACAGUCUUGCAUGAGCGCGUCUGAGAAGCCUCAGCCUGCAAGACCCCAGAUCAUUGGCCAGUCCACUCUCUAAACGCUGUUUCUCUCUGUCUGUCGUUUCCAUCUUUAUUUCGUCUCCUUUCCUGUGCUCUCUUGUCUUAUCGUCUCUGCGUUCAUCCCUUCAAUUUGUCUGUCUGUCCGCCUGUCUCUUCUUCUGGCUUUUUGUGGAAGUGUGGCCUGAGCCUCAAGCCACGCCCCUGAACGUGCCAGUGACUCCGCCCUCCCGUGCAGCAGAGCUCAGCCUCCACCCGGUGCCCACUGUCUCCACGCCCAGCUCCAGCCGUGACCUGUGACCCCGGCGGGUCGUGAGGGCCCAUCCGAACAAUGCCAGGAUACUUUGAUUUGGGUGGAGGGUGCAGUGUGUGCUGGAAACACCAGGGUCUUCAUGCACAUGGAAACCUGGAAAUGUCAGGAAUUUUAAAGCGGCCUGGAAAAUUCUAUGUUGAAUUUUAAUGCUUUAAAAUAUUUAAUCAGUUAAGAAGCACUAUUUGUGAAUUUGUAAACACUAUUAAAAACCUUGAGUCUGAGGCCACCAGUGAAAAUCUUCUUAUUUUUAGAAUUUAAUAAAAUCCCUUCAACAUAAAUAUAAUAUUAGCAAAACAAUUUUCAAGUUUUUCUUUAAUGAUUAAGUGCAGAGCCUAACUUUCAGCAUGACCUAAAAAGGAAUAAUGCAGGGUCUGAAAUCUCAUAAAUGUCACUUUGAAAACAAAACUUUUUAUUUUCUGGUUUAAAUUACAUUUUGAAUCCAAGAUUUUCAACGUGGUCUCAGACUUUUGGGCCUAACUUUUAAGAAAGGAUGAAAAAGAAACAGGAGAGGGAUUAAGAAGAGAGACAGGACUUCAGGUGCAAGUGAAGGGGAUUGAAGGAGAUGAUGAAUGUUGGUAUAUUGCUUUUCACUCACACACACACACACACACACACACACACACACACACACACACACACACACACACACACACACACACACACACAGUCUUUAAAAUAGAAACAUUCAAUCAAUUUUCCUGCAUUAAACACAAAGUAACCUUUUCUCUUUCUCCUCUACAAUCAAAUGAUUGAUAUGAAGUGAACAAAAAAGAAACAAACACACACAGAAAAUUUAUUAUAAUUACCUGCUACAGCUGAUUGCGAAAAACUUUGCAUAUCCCAGUGUCCUUCACAACCACAGACUAUUAUGCUGUGUUCCUCAGCAGUCGAAACUUGGAAAAUUGCAGUAGAACUCCCAGAAGGUUGAUGUAAUACUUGGAAACUCAUUCUAAUAUGAUCGGCACCCAGUUAUCAUUAAUAUUCCCUUUUAAACAGAUCAAAAUGAUUCCAACUAAAAGGUAAAACCAGUUUACCAAAUCAGCAGGGUUAUUAGUGCUAAAAAAAAUAAAAAAAACAUACAAAUCGUGUUUUCUUGAAAUAAUGUUAUUGCAAAGGCAAAAUUUCUCAUUUUCAUUUAGUUUGAGUUGAAGUACUAAUAUAUAACUAAACAGAAGCUUAAAGAACUUAAAGUUAAUAAUGUAAUAACUUAAUUAUAUAGACGUUUUUAAAAUAAAAAUGACCAAAAACACAUCUAAAUACUCAAACUUAAAAUGAAAACAGAAAAUGAAUCUAACUCAAAAUGUUACGAGAAACUAUAAAAGUAUAUCAGUGAUACUAAAGGUUUUCAGAGAGAGAUGUGUGUAAAACACGGUAAAUAAUUCUCUCUGUUAAUCUCUGCCAAAUGAACUGAAGAGCAUCUUUUUUUUUAUUUAUUUUUUUUUGUCAAAAUUUGGUUGCAGUAUGUAGAUCAAAGUUUUUAAUUGACAAGAACAUCUGCAAGGCAAACUAGUUGUUUUUUAGAUAUCUUCUUCCGGACGUCAGCAGCUCAACACCGUUAUGGUUGGACGUAUAAAGUGAAUGGACAGAGCGUUGACCCUCGACACACUGAGAGCGCCUCUUCUCUGGGCAGAAACUUCCCUUUCUUCAUCUGGGGACUUGCACUGAAAGGUAUAAUGAGAAGUGAAAGAUUGCUUCUGGAUGUCAGGAUCUUAGCCAACUGAACUUUUUCACAUGUCAGAGGGGAUGGGAAUCUGUGGAAACUGGGAUUUUAAAGUACUUUAGGGUGUGGUGUUCAAUGGUUGUCGAGUAUGAGGGUCAAGAUAGCGUUUCCUGAUCCGUAUCGACGUGUUUAAACGUUCCUCUGCUCUCUGCCAAAUGUAGCAAAGUGCCUUUUCUUGUCCCAGAUCAAACUAUCAGACAUUUGAAAAUGUGAGGCGUCGGUGGAGGCCUUAGAGACACAACCUGUUCUUUGCUUUCUUUGUUGCUUAGCGUCUUCCCAAAUCCUUUACUGGUGAGGGUUAUUUCCGUUCAUAUGCUUCAUUGUUAAGUGUAAUGUAUGUAUUCAUACGGUUUAUAUUUAAGAACACUUCUUGACAUAAUGUCACCAUGUAAUGAUAUUGUAAAGUGUAAUGGAAACCACACCAACAAACAUUAUCAUUGCCUUUCUUAAGUCAUUUCUAUUGAUGUUUGAUGUACAAAUGGUCUCAUUUGCAGAAAACAAAAAAGAAAAAAUGGUCUGGGAUGGAUGAACCCAUCCAGUGUUUGCAGCCACCCUUCCUGUACGUUUCAAGAAAUGGCUUCAAUGCUACAAAGAUCUUCCUUGUGCAACAGCGUUUAAGUGUUCUGCGUGUCGGCAUGUGUAUUUAGCUGUUCAUAAAAGCUAUAAAGAAUGUGCAUUGCUCUAUUAAUGCUAAAUGUGCCUCUGAUAUAAACUUUGAUGACACUCAUAAUUCAGCAGGCAUAUUUUAGGCUUGUCCGUGUCAGUCAGCAAGCUUUAUGAUCAAUACUUAAGAUUCUUCUAUUAAACCCAAAGACUUGUUUGAUUCUAGACUUGUUAGGCACGUGUCGGCGGUGCCUUCGAACUGUGAAUGACGCAUUAACAAGUUACUCUGUGCUGAAGAGAUGCUGAGCAAAUGUCGUGUUCUGCAGUGUUUCUGGUAUUAAUAUUACUUUUUAAUGAUUACUCGCUUUUUAUUAUUCAUUUGUUUCGUGAUUCUUAUCAGGAACCUGUGUAAGAAAAUGUUUAGAAAUUUUUUUUUUAAUUGGAGAUAUAUAAAAUAUACAGUUUCCUGAAAGAGACCCUUCAGAUCAUAUAUUGCACUUGUUAAUACUUAAUAUCAGAAAUUAUAUACUGAUGGCAUAUUGCUGACAUUAAGAGUGCGCUUGAAUAGCUGAUGCCAUUAUUACUUAUGAAAUCAAUCACCAGACCUCAUUAAGUGAGAAUCAAAAUAUUUAAGUUGUACAUAUACUAUGUUUUUGUCUAAAUAAAACAGUGUAUUCAUUAGCCAUUUGCUCUUGGUUUUUCUUUCAUUCUCUAGUGUUUUUCAGUGUUUUUAGCCCUCUGAAAUCUGAGUUGCAUUCAGGUGACACUGUACCAUUAGAGACUUUUGAGUUUUGUCAGGCAUUGUUUCUGCUACUCAAGUAUUUUAACAAUAUACAUCUUUAAUUAGCAAUAACCAGACCAGACUUGAAUGGCCCUACCGUUAAGGAGGUCUGUAAUAUCUGGAGAGAGUUAGUCCAGAUAUUAGAAAGUCCAGAAAAUGUUAGCAUUUUCCAUUCAUCUCAAUGACAGUUGCUUGGCUUGCGCAGGACCCCCUUGAAGCAUGCAAUUUAAAAUCCCAAGAUGACAUAACCUUUUGAGCCUGUAUAUCAUGUCAUGUGACUAAUCAAUCUUUAUAUACAGUCCUAAACCUUCAUGAGCGAAAGUACAUACACAUCUGCUUCAAGAGAAUACAAAAUGUCAUAUGAUCAGUCUUUGAAUUUUUGCUGGUUAUUAUUGGGUCCUUCACACUUGAUGAAAAACGUGGUUCUCUCCAAUUUUAAUUAUUAGCUGCUAAGACAUGAAAAUAUUCAAUAAAUGACUAAAAUCCAAUGGUGUUGUACAGGCCCCAAUGCAAAAACCAUUAAUUCAGGGCCUAAAUAUCCUUUUCCUUCACUUUGACGAACUAUGAAAAUGUAACACUGUAAUUUUGUGUUUACAGUCUCAACCAGCUUUAGUGGUCUCAAGGUAUCUUUUCAUUAACAAUAAAAAGUUCAAUAUC